Messenger RNA from Lindgomyces ingoldianus, 1845 nucleotides. RefSeq names its product RCC1/BLIP-II. Gene Ontology annotation, cellular component: cytoplasm. Gene Ontology annotation, molecular function: guanyl-nucleotide exchange factor activity. Bases 103 to 1707 code for a protein of 534 amino acids. Lineage: Eukaryota; Fungi; Ascomycota; Dothideomycetes; Pleosporales; Lindgomycetaceae. The record is from RefSeq and is a predicted model, not a curated record. The transcript is spliced from 4 exons.
CGCGACGAAGACAACAACGCAGAACAUUCCAUUUCUCAACAACUCCUAGGAGAGGUGCGACCACUUCAACAGCGAUAGCGGUAGCAAUAAACGCCGUCGACAAUGGCGAAGAAGACAUCCAAUCAAAGUGCCCUACAAGAGAAGGCGCCAGCAAUGCAAACAGCCACGGAAAAGAAGACUGCGGAUGUCCAUUUCCCCAAGAAAGUCGUCGGACGCCCUCGCAGGCGCGGGCGGGAAGUUAUCCCGGAGGUCGCGCCUGAGCGGUCCAAGACUGACCGUACCCCCAAGAAAGCCGUCGGACCCCCCCCCAAGCGCAAGCAAGAAGCUAUCACGGACGUUACGCCUGAGAAACCGAAGGCAGCCGGUCCGCGGAAGCGACCCAAGCUCACGAAAGGAGCCAUCGUCAACCGAGCCCCAACCCAGAAGCUCAACGUUUAUGUUUGCGGAGAAGUCAGCGCCGGCGAGCUUGGCCUCGGUCCGGAUGUGAAAAAAGUCAAGCGACCACGCCUCAACACGAAUCUACUCCCCGAUUCGGUCGGCGUGGUACAGAUCGCUACCGGCGGGAUGCAUGCUCUCGCGCUUACGCACGAUAACAAGAUCCUGUCGUGGGGUGUCAACGACAUAGGCGCUCUGGGACGCAAUACCGAUUGGGAAGGAAGGCUGGUUGAUAUUGCUGAUAUCGAUGCCGAUUCCGAUGACAGUGACGCUGAGAUGAAUCCGUUAGAGUCAACGCCAACCGCAAUCUCAGAGGAACAUUUUCCUCAAAAUACAGUUUUCACCCAAGUCGCAGCUAGCGACAGCGCAAGCUUUGCCGUUACGGAUGAUGGCCGCGUUUAUGGAUGGGGCACCUUUAGGAACAACGACGGAAAAUCGGCAUUCAUGUUCGAUAAGCGUGGCAAGCUUGUCAAGAUGCAACGAACGCCGGUUUUACUCCCGACCCUUAAACACAUUACCCAGAUAGCUUGCGGCGCUGAUCAUGUCCUCGCCCUAGAUAAGUCAGGACGCAUUCAUGCUUGGGGCAAUGGCCAGCAAUGUCAGCUUGGUCGUCGCGUCGUUGAGAGGACUCAGACUGGAACCAUCACUCCCAGCGGUGUUUCUGUGCCCAAUAAAGCCAUUGCAGUCGGCUGCGGCUCGUAUCACUCUUUCGCUAUAGAUAGAGAUGGUGGCUUGUGGGCUUGGGGUCUGAAUAGCUAUGGUGAGACAGGCAUACCCGUUAGGCAGGGCGAAGAGUCUAGGACCGUCUAUCCACCUCAGAGGGUUGGAAAUAUUACCGGGAAGAAGGUGAAAACCGUUCAAGGCGGAGCCCAUCACUCGGUGGCAGUAACCACAGAUGGCGAUUGCUUAGUUUGGGGACGUACGGAUGGUGGCCAGUGCGGCAUUAACGUCCACAGCCUUGCAGAUGAAAAUGUGGUUAAGGACAGUCAAGGAAAGAUUCGCAUCCUCUCUAUACCCACGGCCGUACCUAAAAUGAAAGCCACCAUGGCCGCGGCUGGUAGCGACCAUACCAUUGCCGUUACUACCGAUGGCAAGGCAUACUCAUGGGGCUUCAAUGCUACGUUCCAGCUUGGACAGGGCGGGAAUAACGAUGAUCCGGGGGAUAUUGAGAUUGCAACGCUGAUCGAUAACACUGCAUUGCGAAACGCGAAAGUUAACUGGGCCGGUGCGGGAGGACAGUAUUCCAUCAUCACUGCUCCCGCCGAUGCCUAGCAGUUCUUGAACGGGGACUACUAAUUUUUUCUUAUUAUGCUGCUUAGGAGUUAUACAGUCCUAAAAAUGUAGAUAAAGUUUGCGCAUUUGGUAUGUUUCCUAAUCCAUGUACCUGUAUCUUGUUCCUGUUUAAUCGUG